AUGCGCCGCGUAGUGCAAGCAGGCUUGAAUAAGUCGCCAUGUUGCCACAAACCAUAUCGUGGCCCCCCUCGCGUUGCUUCCACCACGGCGCAUCGCCCAUACUCCGAUAACCCCCAACCUGCCUUCCCAGGCUUCGAGCCGGACACCCUAGACGCUCCACUGAGUACCAUUAUCCCUCAAACCCGCACCCAGCCCGCUCCUCCGCCUGCCGAAGAGCUACCCAAAACCGAGGAUGAAGAGAAACUAGCCAAAGCCCGCGUAGUCUUCGGCUCUCGCCUCGCCGGCCCCAUCGAGCGUCGCCGCGCCAUUGACGCCGCUUCUCAUACUGUCGCCGGCGUGAUGGUCCCGCCCAAGCCCCUAGAGCCGGACAACUGCUGCAUGAGCGGAUGCGUGAACUGCGUGUGGGACAUCUUCCGGGACGACUUAGAAGAGUGGGCGGAGAAGAGCGCGGAGGCGAGAGGAAGGCUGGAGAAGCAGAGAACGGCUGAGGGGACCGGUGGUCAGGGUGCAAUGCCUGGCCAUGUGGGAGCGAGUAUGGACGAAGACGGAGGUGGGAGCGGGACUGCGUGGGAGGGGAUGGAGAGUUUUGGGCAGCCGGGGGCGGAUCUGUUUGAAGGCAUACCGGUGGGGAUCAGGGAGUUUAUGAAGACGGAGAAGAAGCUGAAGGAGAGGCAUAAGAGGGAAGAGACGAGUGGUGGUUAA
Molecule: messenger RNA, 702 nt
Organism: Saxophila tyrrhenica
Lineage: Eukaryota; Fungi; Ascomycota; Dothideomycetes; Mycosphaerellales; Extremaceae
Exons: 1
Coding region: 1-702 (233 amino acids)
Cellular component (GO): mitochondrion
Source: RefSeq, a predicted model, not a curated record